This is a messenger RNA of Melanotaenia boesemani (Boeseman's rainbowfish), 733 nucleotides long. It is a transcript of the gene gngt1, whose product is annotated as guanine nucleotide binding protein (G protein), gamma transducing activity polypeptide 1. Gene Ontology annotation, cellular component: heterotrimeric G-protein complex. Gene Ontology annotation, biological process: G protein-coupled receptor signaling pathway. Lineage: Eukaryota; Metazoa; Chordata; Actinopteri; Atheriniformes; Melanotaeniidae. The transcript is spliced from 3 exons. Gene Ontology annotation, molecular function: G-protein beta-subunit binding. Bases 50 to 271 code for a protein of 73 amino acids. The record is from RefSeq and is a predicted model, not a curated record.
CUUCAGCAGGAUUUCAGUGGUGAAGGACUGCUACCUGUAAGCAUUCAGAAUGCCCGUCAUAAAUGUGGAGGAUUUGACGGACAAGGACAAGGCUGUAAUGGAAGUAAACCAACUAAAAGUUGAAGUGAAACUUGAGAGGUGGUUGACAUCUAAGUGCUGUGAGGAAAUCAAGGACUACAUUCAAGCUGGAGUGGAGGAGGACACCCUGGUCAAAGGCAUUUCAGAGGAGAAGAACCCCUUCAAGGAGAAAGGUGGCUGUGUCAUCUGCUAGAAUGGACCCGAGGAGCUUUUCAUAGCUCAGAUUAGUACCCAAGGACAUUCUCCCUCCCCUCCUAAAAUGGAUUUGCAGACUGAGACAUCUAGAAGGACACAAUAAAGAAAGAAUUUCCAAAACUACUACUGUAAACAAUUUCCAUAUCUUGCCAGAUUUGUAGCCUUAUAAUAUUAUUCCUUGGAAAGAUUGCAAUAAAUAAGAGUUUUGUUUGGCAAGAUUUAUAAUAAUGCUUCUCUCUCACAUGGUGUAUAUAGUCUCAGCAAAUGGGCCUGUGCGUUGUUUCAUACACUGAAGCAACUGUCAUUAAAUGUGCAUGUUUAUAACUCAGCCUGUCUCCUUAAUUCCCUAAGGGAUUUUAGAUAAAGUAUGAAGCAUAUAUAUUUCUUCAUUACCCCAUUUGCAUGCAUUUAGUUUGCCUUUUGUUAUGUGAUUAUUUUGUAGCAUAUAACAUGGGUAAUA